Spirometra erinaceieuropaei is the source of this 2463-nucleotide messenger RNA. The record is from the annotation of a GenBank genome assembly. NCBI's taxonomy places the organism in Eukaryota, Metazoa, Platyhelminthes, Cestoda, Diphyllobothriidea, Diphyllobothriidae.
AUGUCCGUACUCUGCCUUAAACGACGUUACGCCAAGGUAGCCCGCCUUGCGAUGCCCAAUGUUAAAAAACGCAUCACAGCCCACGCGCCUGCGCAGUGGCUGAUUUACCUAAGUUAAUGUAAACGUACUUUCGAGUUGAAGCCAGGACGCAAACGUAUUUGCGGCUGGAAAACAAAAAUGUCUCGGCCUCAGAGCUGCCGGCGAUGAAUUUGUGGGAAUUAACUGGCUUAAAGUGGUAGCCAGUUUCCUAAACUUGGCCAUCGCAAACAGAAACACAAGUUACCUCACUAAACCGUGCGAUCGCCUCCUCCAAAUCCCUAAAAGGAGGGAAUUUUUGUCCAUGGAGAAGUUGUAGCAGCUGCUCCAAUCCCCCUUUUCUCCGGCUCCCUUUUGUCGGUCGAUGACCGCGAUAAGCACUGACAGGCCGCUGACGCACGACCACCCCCGCCGGCUAGAACCGGGACACCUCCUGUCCAGCUGCAGUGACUCCCGGCUGCACUCAAAAACUAGUAUCGCCUAACGCGCGUCGAACGCUUUGGCUUGAUUCCCGUGAGGCCUUGUGAGUAUGCGCCCUCCAUUCGUCCCCUAAUUAGUCCAAUCACACGACCACCGCGCAGACAGUCACCCCCUCCUGCUGACUUAGACACUGACACUCGCGUAAACAACACACACCGCGACUGACGCUCUCCGUGAACGGACGCUUUUCUCUGUUGCAAGCAAACCGCCAACUUACGGCAACCUGCCCUGUGUACAGAAUAAACUAGUCCUCACAGCUCCCUGACUUCUGAAAGUAGACGAAACGAACUUAUUGUGUGUGGUUUAAGUCGAUCUCACAUCCAUGACCACCACUAAUUGGUGACCCCGAAUUUCCGAACACUGGAAUUCCGCAAACAUUUCGUCCACAACAACAAUCUUCUGGAGACCUACAGCGCGAUGUCCCAAGACCAGAAGUCACUCAUCAACUCAAAUUCUCAAGGAACUAGCGUACGCUUGGAUCGACUCGAGGAGGUAUUAAUGCGCCUGAAAGCCCAGCUCGCUGCAGUUACCACUAAGGGCCCGCGGCGAACACCAAACCGUCGCCCUACUUCCUCCGUUUCCCACACCCGCCGUCCACAAUCUCCAAGUAGCGUCUGCUGGUAUCACCAACAAUUUGGAGGAGCAGCUCGCCGAUGUCUUCAGCCAUGCUCUUUCAAGGCAUCUCUAACGGCCUCCGGCAGACGAUCCCAUCUGACAGUAUAGUGUACUGCUGCUGGAAGCGUUGCCAAUCUCCACACUCGCCGUUUGUUCCUCUGGGACCGUAUCGCUGGCGCCAAAUUCCUUGUCGACUCUGGUGCCGAGGUUAGCGUGGUUCCACCAACUCCGGCCGAACGUAAAACCCGCAGCUCUUUUUGUCUAACAGCUGCCAACAACUCCAGCAUCUCCACAUUUGGGCAGCGUUCCAUCACACUUGAUUUGGGCCUUCGUCGAAUUUUCCGAUGGGUUUUCAUUAUUGCCGACGUUUCCGUCGCCCUCAUAGGCGCCGAUUUCCUAGCUCACUUCAAUCUUCUAGUUGAUUUGAAGAAUCGCCGACUCGUUGACUGCAUCACCGACCUUCAUGCCCGUUGUCAAUCCGAUGUGAACCCCUGCGUCAACCCUCUCACUGUUAUGCCCAUCUCUGACUGUCCUUUCCACUCACUCCUCAGGCAGUUUCCCCGCCUGACCAACCCGUCAUUUCGUGAAUUGGACAUCAAACACACAGUCACUCACCACAUUUCCACUACCGGACCUCCCAAAUCUUGCCGACCACGUCGCCUUGCUCCGGACCGUUUGAAGAUUGCCAAGGCAGAGUUCGAAUACAUGCUCGAGCUCGGCAUCAUCCGACAGUCCGACAGCUGCUGGGCAUCACCCCUCCACCUUGUCCCCAAGAAGAAUGGCGACUGGCGACCGUGUGGUGACUAUCGGGCGUUGAACUCUGUGACUGUCCCCGAUCAGUAUCCCGUCCAGCACAUCCAAGAUUUCACCCUUUCGCUACAUGGUAAGCGAAUAUUCUCUAAGAUCGACCUUGUGCGUGCCUACCACCAAAUCCCGAUCGAGGCCAGUGAUGUUCCGAAAACUGCAGUGACCACUCCCUUUGGGUUAUUCGAAUUCACUCGUAUGCCCUUUGGUCUGAGGAACGCCACUCAAACCUUUCAGCGAUUCAUUGAUCAGGUUCUGCGAGGUCUCGACUUCGUCUACGCCUACAUUGAUGAUUUGCUAGUGGCUAGUUCUGACGCUGCUGAACACGAGAUUCAUCUUCGACAGCUCUUCGAACGGCUCGACUCCUACGGCGUUAUCAUCAAUGCCGCCAAAUGUGGGUUUGGAGUCCCCAGUCUUAUCUUCCUUGGUCACGAAGUGAACUCAGGUGGGAUAAAGCCCGUCCCGGAAAAAGUUUCGGCCAUAUCAACGUUCCCCGUCCCGACAACCAUCAGCCAACUACGCCGAUUC